AUGUGCGUAGCACGCGACGACUCCAAAGUGGCUCCGGGGUCCUCUUCGCCAAUUUUCGCCAAUUCCACCUUCGCGACAGCUUCCGACCCGGAACGGCGGACAUUCAGCGCGGCUUCGGUCGUGAACGCGGAAUCGGCGCAGUCUCUCGCACCGACACUCUCCGCCGGAUGGUCGCGGCUGACGCACGCGCUCAGCGCCAGUCGCGCGCCGAGCAGCACUCGCACAGGCGGCGCCGCUGAAACGCCGUCAACCUGCGGCACUGCCGGAUCGCCGCGGCGGGAGCCUUCGAAGGACGCGGAGCCGGCGCUUCUUCUGCUUCCUGACGGCUCCGUCCAAAUCGUGUGCUCUUCGCAGCCCUCCGCACACAGCCAGACUCGCACUCUCACUCCGAAAAAAAACACCAAUGGCUCCCGAGACUCGUCCCGCGUCGCGGCUUCGAUGGACAGCAAUUCAAUUCCCGGCAAUUUGGCUCCCAGCAAGUCAAUGGAGUCAAUUCCCCGCGGCAGUGAUGCUCGGAGGGCCACGCGCGUGAGCGACGUGCUUCAGGAUCACCCGGGCUGUCAGGUAGGCUCGCUGACGUCAUCGCACGGCUUCCUGCGCCCGCAGCACGUGUUAAAGCCCGGCCACGUGUACUUCCUCCAGCCGCCCCUGGCGCUCCCGGCCCCCGAUGAUCAUGGAACCUCUGUUUCCGGUAAUGGUGACGCUGACUUCGGCGGCGGCGGUGGCUCUACAACGCUGCUUGUCCAGAACGUGGAUGCUUGUAACGAGGAUGAUUUUAAUCACGGGCGUCGUCUCCUGGAGGACGUGGUUGGAAGCUUCUCCGGGAGCUCGGGCAGAAGGUCCGAAUCUGACGUGGCGAGGAGCAGCGGGAAUUCUGCUGAAACUGAGAUAAUUUCAGUGUCUGCACGCUCAUUUGAUUCAUUCUCAACGCUCUCCGCGGGCACUGCGGGCACAUCAAGCGUGCAAGACGCACUCUUGCUGGCCCCGUUUCCCUCUUCAUCCCUCUACCGCACCCCAUGCGCCUGCUGCAACGACGGUCUGCGCUCCGCCUCCACUUCACACUCCGCCGCUCACUCCCUCACCCACGCUCACUCCCUCCCACACUCUGUAUCUUCGGCCAUGCGUGCUCCAUCCCCAUCAGCACUUUCCCCCAUGGCCCCAACAUCCCCAUUCGCUGAAUCACCCCGCCGCCCUUCGCGCUCAACCAGAGGCCACAGCCGCCUAGGACAAAAGAAUGCCACCACUGUCCCAGAAAAUCCCGGACAUCCCGCCUCUGCCACCGCUGCUGCUACCCACACAUUCACGUCUGCUGCCGCCCAGGAGAGCUGCUCUUCUCACCUGAUGCACCGAGGCUGGUGCGCGGCAAGUCGCGGCGCGAACCUGGAGCUCUGGACUGGCAUGUCUGGCACGUCUGGCAAGAGCUGGUUCAACUGCAACAGCAACACGGGUGCUGCGGCUGCUAUGGAGAAUCACCAGGCCGUUUUUGAAGCUCUGGAAUCACCCAGCAGCACUCCGGCCAGGAAAUUCGGCGGCGGCAGCGGCAGCGGUAACAGCAGCACCAGCAGCAGCAGCAGCAGCAUCAGCAGCAUUGACAACACCAGUAACCAGCAGAUGAGACGUGUACCAUUCUGCGUGCGAGGGAGGGCGGUGGUCACUGCAGAGGACAUGGUGUUCGGCCGUGUCGGACCCACCGUGGCCUAA
Molecule: messenger RNA, 1701 nt
Organism: Closterium sp. Yama58-4
Lineage: Eukaryota; Viridiplantae; Streptophyta; Zygnematophyceae; Desmidiales; Closteriaceae
Source: the annotation of a GenBank genome assembly